AUGGCGAUGCGAUUGGGUACGUCCAAGCGACUACUAACGCGCUACACAAAGAAGUUAGAAGCCAUUAUCAACCAUCUUAAAGGCGAGGAGUUGGAAACGCUUACCGCUACUCCACAAGAAGGCGAAGUACUCAGGAAUAACUUGCGCCAACUCAACGAAGGGAUAGGAGCAAUAAACGCAUCAACGGCUAAGAUAGAGCAGCUUCUGCGAGAAUACGCCACGGAUAUUUCAAGCUUGGAAGACGUGAGCCCAGAAGAAAAAAGUAGCUUCGAGGAAUACUCCGCAAAAGCGGAGGAGGUCCUUGCAACAGCAUUCGACUAUGGGGUGCUGCUGCAAUCUCGAAGGCAAGCAUACAGCUCCUGCGCAACACAUCCAGCAAGCAGCGUGACGUAUCCUCCUGCAGAAGAAACGACGGCUCAAGCACAAGGUUACAGGCAAGGGAAAGAGCUUCCACCUUUGCCAAUACCAAUAUUUCGAGGAAAUAUAUGGGAAUGGGACAAUUUUUGGGAACUCUUCAACACCAAUGUCCACUCGCAGCAGAUCCCCGACCUCUACAAAUUCAAUUACCUGAAGAAUGCACUUCGCGGCGAAGCUUACCAAGCAAUCGAAAAGUUUCAAGUGACUCCAGAAAACUACUCGAAAGCAGUCAAGUUCCUCCAGCACAAGCCAGUCAACCUUCUCGUACCACUGGAACUAGAAGAGUACCAGUCUGAAAACACAAAGGAAACAGAUGCAGGUGGUAGUGAAAUCACACCUACUACGAAGGAAACAACUACGCAUCCGUACAACCUUCGUCCAAAUCGUAAGAAAAACUAUGCCGAGAACAUCUUGAACACUGCAGUAUUACUUGUCACAAUGUUGGGACUGCUAAUCACAAAUGACGGAGUGAGGGGACAAAAAGUACCAGACCAAGCAACAAAGAUCACCAGAUUCAUAAAAUGCAUUCCGGGUGGAGUACAACUCAUUUCCGAAGUACAAGUGCCUUAUCAAGUAUGCGCUGAGGACUUUUGUAAGACAUUUGACUCGCCACACUACAACGAAACAGUAAGGUUCCCACCUAGUAUAGUGCUGCAUGAGCACAAGGUGCAAUGGAAACUCAGCAUCAAUAACGCUAUAGACAUAAUGGAAGCAAUGUGCCCAUCAGCACCAUUUUGCGAAUCGGUGGAUUGUCUCUUCUGUGCCUCACUCAUCUUCAAUCCAGAAUGCUGGCCGGUUGGAGCGAUAAUAGCGCUUACGGUGCUUCUAUACUUGAUAGCAACAGGUUGCUACGCUCUACUGUACGUUCCUCUAGUAGUAGGCAAACCGGUACGACUGCUGAUAUAUAGCAUCUACCUACUAUUGCGUCAUCUCAUCAAGUGCUGCAGAAGGACACAAGACCAACCAAGGCAGGAUAGAAGAAGAAGAAGAAAAUCGAUCGAACUGACCAGUUUGUUGGCCAUUUUUACGAUGAUGAGUAUGCACGUAGGGGUUGUGCACGGAUGCCAGAUGGUGAACAUAUUCAGCCACACAUCCACCUUGUGCACAAAUGAUGACAAAGGCCAAAUCUGUAAAGUGCAAGUUUCUGAAGUGCUCAAGUUGAACCCGUUCAAAAGGGAAGCCUGUUUCAAGUUAAUGCACAAUGAAACAACAAUCCACCAGAUAAGGGCCUCUUGGAAGAACUUACUUCUCACUUGCGAAAAGGUCACGGACUAUUUCACUCGCGACACAAGUUAUGAGAUCAUAGACAGUAAGCGUUGUCCGCAUGUAGGGUCGUGUGUCGGAAGCAAAUGCGCCCAAAUGAACAGUACCAGUCUCAUACCCGAACUCGCUGUGGGGAACGGGUAUCCAGGAAACACGUACUGCGUUGAAUCCUGUGGCGGCCCGGGGUGUGACUGUUUUUACUGGAGCUCCGGAUGCCUCUUCUAUCGGAUUUACUUGAAACCUGUCUCUUCGACAGUGUUCGAGGUUUUUCACUGUAAUCGAUGGGCACAGACAGUGGCCACUGAUUUCACCCAUUUCGACGCCAAAAGUGGGAAAACAAACGAGUUCACAGCUCUAAUGCCCCCUAACGUACCAGUCCAAUGGGAAAGCUUUUCUCUCACACUCAGCUCUGUGAGUAUGGCUCCAAUACCUCUGCUCCAGUCUUCAUUCAUAUCGAAUGGCAAUAACACAGCUCUCUGGGAUAAUCAAUUAAAGCCCGCUCUACGCUGUCCCACAAGUAAAGCGGCAAGAACACUACGGUGUGAAAUAUUUGAGCAGUGUACGUGUAAUCCCGCCGAAACGAAGGCCAAUUGCAAUUGCCUGAAUGCGCCGAUACUGAAGCAGUUCGAGGACUUGCAACGACGAAUGCCCGUAAUUUUACCAUCAAUAACAUUUGAGGAAUCAAUCCAUGGCGUCAAGGCAACCGUUAAGAACAUGCUUUCGACAGAAAUAAUCGUAACCCUACAAGAAGAUCUACGCACUAACCUCGUCGUAGACAACGACAUCUGUACGGUGGAGAACACACAAUUGAUAGGAUGCUAUAAUUGCGAAAAGGGAGCCUACGCAAAAAUCAAGUGUUUCGCCUCUAGGUCAAGCAAAGCAGAGAUCAUAUGUGAAGGAACAAGUUUCACGGCUCCGUGCGGCAAACAGGGAAUUGAGUCAGUCAUGAGAAUUAGUCCUACUCAAGCGAUGGUCCGCAUGAAGUGUUCGGUCUCAUGCGGAGAGGUGGUUACCACGUUUGAAGUCGGAGGAAUCCUCAAAUAUACAGCAACUUUCGAAACAAUGCUGUACAAGUGGCUUACGAGCAACAGCAAAAGCGCUCCAGCGGAAAUUCAGUGGCCCGACUUCUAUCAUCUAUUUGACGUAUUCAGCCAAUGGUAUAAAACGGUACUCAUAGCAGGAAUCACACUCAUCGCUAUGUUAGGAAUUACCUAUGCGCUAAUUUCGACUUGCGGACUCAGAUGCGUCGUCAUUCUAGCAAAGCUGAUGACCAAACCGAUACGAAUAUUCUACAAACUAGCGUGGAGACUCAGCGCUGCUGAACUGGAGGGAGAAACAACAUUCCUAAAGGCAAUCAUGAGAGUGGCAAGCUCACAAGCAGAAUUCCUCGAAACUGCUCUCGAAGCAAUCCUAAAUUCGCUGCACAAUCAAGUCAAGGUAGCAACAACCCAACGAACACAGUGGACGUCUCUAAUGGCCGAAGGAAACUUCGUACAAGCAACCAUCAAGGAACAGAUCAUGCUAACCAACAGAUGCUUACGAAGCGCAAUGAUGACCAAAGAAAAGGUAUUACGCCUUGGGACAUGGUACAUUCUUACGGACAGAAUCUACGAUCGUCAAGUGCAAGCUGGGCUAAUACCGCGGGGAAGAAAAUUCCAAUGGCUUGAAAAAGGACGCAAACAAGAACAUGAUGUCCAAGCCGAAUCAGUACUCAAAUUGGUGGAAAGUCUCAUGAGCUUCACCAAAACGACUAUAAACGGCAUGGAGGAUCAUUUAAAUAAAGUGGAAAAUCAAAUCAACGCAAGCAAGGAGAAGGAUCUUGUUGCCCAGUGCGUACAGCUGAAGGAACAACUCCAAAAACUUAAUUUAAACUGGGCGGAGCAAGUCCAACGCCUUCAACAAGAAAAUGAAGCAAGUCAAGAACAGAUCCGGCUUUUGAAAGAAAAUAUUCAAGAGCAAGAGGAGACCCGAAAAGAUAACUCCAAUCAAGAAUGUAGAUACAGUCGUCCUCAUUACAGCAGACGUUUGGUAGACGAAUUCUGUAUUUCUGGAGCAAGCCGCCGCAGCGAAUGA
Molecule: messenger RNA, 3753 nt
Organism: Cylicocyclus nassatus
Lineage: Eukaryota; Metazoa; Nematoda; Chromadorea; Rhabditida; Strongylidae
Source: the annotation of a GenBank genome assembly